AAGCCAACGUUCUUCAGGAGCAGGAAACUUUUACUAGGAGUCGCGACAGCACAGAUGCAUUGUAGUUAGCCUUGAUUGGGUAAUGUUCAACUUAGUUGUUUUUUGACUGUGUUUUCUACAGAUACAGUUAAUUUGUUAUUGUUUUAAGUAGCAGAUUUAUUUUUAGAUACUUUUUUCGUCCUUGUGACGCAAAAUGACCUGAUGUGGACCGCCGCUCAACAGCAGUACACUACAGCUGAUAGUUCGCAGUACACACAACAGCAAUACGCCGCCGCGGCUUACCAGCAGUACUACAACCAGUACGCGGCCACAGCUGCUCAACAACAGCAAUAUACAAGCACGCCUGCUGCGACUUCGCAGUACUACGGAGGUGGAGCAGCUACUACUACGGCAGCAGCCCCUCAGUAUUUUGGAUCCGGUUUCUAUCCUCAACAAAACCAAUAUUUGGCAGCCGCCCAACAACAACAAAUGCCGGCUGAGCUAGGAGACUCGCGUGGGGUGCUGCGCAUGAACUGGAGCUCGCGCAUGCAGUGCUUCUCCGGUUCAGGCAAUGGAACGCGUGGCCACUGGGAUUGUACGGGCGUCCGUCGCCUCGUCGGUGAGUGGGAGAAUCAAUUCAAGAGAAAACUUAGGAAGCUUUCUAAUAGUGCACCUCGCUAAACUGCUUUUCUAUAGUUUUACCUAGCGUAGUAUUUCUUACCACUCUACUACCCAUGACAUGAAAUGACUCCUAAUUGUACUAACCUGAUAUCCUUCUAAUAGUGCAGCGAAUUCCCGAUUUUACAUCGAACAGCUGGAUAUGUCUUUCAACAGCAUUGGGGAUCAUGGAGUGGAAGCCAUCUUCAGAUUCCUGAAGCAAUUCAAAGUGCAGGUUAAGUUAUGGUGCUGAGCAUAACUCCCUAUAUUAUUAAAUGUGUCAAUGCUCCCCUCCUAAAAGGUUCCUGAUCUCGCCCUCCUAAAGGUUCCUCUUGCUAUGACACCAGACAGAAGUUUUUAUUUUUCAUUUUUUAGUUGUUAGGGGCGCCCUGCUGAGUCCUUUCUCGGCUCGUGUUUCCUUUCUAAUGAUCGUGAUCAAGAUGUUCAAGAACACCUUUGGUGAUCAUGGUGCUUACUACAUUGCCGACUACCUGAAAGCGUUGGACAAGCCGGUGACCGAGCUCCAUCUGAGUGACAAUUAUAUUACGGAGAAAGGUUUCCGCGAUGUGAUGACCGCAGUUUCCACGAACCUGGCCUACCCGAUCCAAGCGGAAGAACAGCGAGUCCUCUGGAUCACACCAAUGUGGGUGCGGAUGGACAAUAAUUGUACUUUUAACUCUACUGUCUCAGUUCUAGUAUUUACAAUAUGCAGUAACUAGUAGUUCCUUCGAUGGUUCGGAUGUAGGUUUACGGUCAUCAUGGACGAUGGUAACAGAGACAACAGCAUGCAUUCGGAUGUAGUUCCUAUAGCCCCUAUUCGCGAUCAAUAAUGUCGCCUAGAUUGAUGACUGUAUUAAGUUGAAUCAUGAUGACAGGGACACACACAUGGCAUCUUAUCUGAAGCUGAGGAAAAGGUGGAGCUGGAAGCUGUAGUAGUGGUUGUUACUUGUGAAAUAAGAAGUUACCUUCGAAUUGAUGUUGAUGCAAUUAGUGUUCCAGGCAGUCAAUUACCCAUUCAAUUAGUUUCACUCAGUCAGUGAAUCACUUACACGCUUACGCUGCGUACGCUUCUUUUUUAUGCGUACUACAAAAGGUGUCCGCAAUUUUGGGACUUUUUUUCCUGCGUUGAACGAGGAGUUGACUAUGUACAGGAAAGAGGUGCAACCCGAGUUCAGUCCGUCGUUGGAAACUCACAGCGUGGAAGGCGUGCUGCGAAAUUUUGCAGAUAAGGAUGCGUCUAAAAACACAAACUACAAGGGUUAUCGCGUUGCGAAGGAGGGUCCGACAGGGUACUCGUCGCGCAACUUUCCGGCUGCGCACGUCAUCUUCGGCCAGCGACAGCGACUCACCGAUCGCAUUCCGGCAACGGCGAAUAGGGGUCGCCCAAGGGAUGCGCCGAAGAAUCUCUACGACGGUGCGACGGGAAUCAUGAUGCCGGACGAAGAACCUACCAGCAGAACGACAUUGCCGCCACCGGCCCAGACUUCCAGCAAGACGAGUUCUGUCAAUCUUAAGGCAUGAGUAUAUAAUAGAUAGAGAUAGUCUUCAUCCAAGAUAUAGUCAAAGAUACUGUUAGGUGGGGGCGUAAGCAGUAAAGGGAAAGAUCUCACUCUCAAGUAGAAGAGGCAAUCUUUACAACAGAACAGAAUUUUUCCACAAUCCAUAAUACUCAGAUCACGAAAGUCAAAGUGCAUGAAACUUUUUCAUUCAUGAUUUCGUUCUCCUCUAAGAUGUCAGCUCAGACUAACACGGUGAAGCAGAUUGUAUCUACCGGAUCGCUGACAAAACAACCAGGAAUCGCUGUGAUUGCUUCGAAAGGACAAGUGAAUCAACGAGAUGCGCAGAUGCGAGCAAGAUCGCGCUCCCCUAGAGGGGCCACAAACGGCUUGGCAAACGGUUCCUCAAUUAUGACUGAGAUCACCCCCGAAUGGAAUAACUAGAACUACUUUAUUUUUUUUCAUGACCAAGAUCGUGAAAGUCAAUCGCUUACACUCUUUGGAUAAUUGCUAUGUCUGUUGCAUCAGUAUAUGUAAGUCGCUUAACAUGAGAAAUGACUUGCCCACAUCAUCAUUUUACUCGUACAACUUGUGCUUUCGAGGAACGUGCUUGUUUCACCAAUCAUUGCUAAUAAAGAGACUACGAGCAAAGGCAAAGGAAAAGCUGCCGCUGCGCCUGUCAAGAAACCACCUCCGGCGCCGGUCGUGCCUACCUUGACGGAGGUUGUGGAAUCUGGCGGAGUCCCGGACCUGCUGGCCACCGGAGAAGACAUCGAGCCCUUAGAUGUAGGUAUGGACAUGGAAGCCUUGAUGAACGGCGAAGCCGAUGAGGACGGAGGUGGUAUGUACGGUACAGAAUUUCUUGUUGUAGGUAGUAUCUGCGCGUGACCAAGUACUACCUGUAGUUGUAUCUGAUUUUGUUUUUGCACCCGUGUCGGCUGCCAUUCUGUCUCUACGGUGACCAAGAACGGCCAUAACAGGGACAUACACAUGGCGUCUCCCUCUCUCAAAAUCCCCUCUCUUCACGAUCGUUCCAGGUUCUAUGGGUAACCUUCUUCCCGGUCAAAAAGAUAUCACCGAGCUGAUCAAAGAGCAUAAUCAAUUGCGGCAAACCAUGGGUCUGGAAGAGCUUCCCGCGAAGUGGAUGUACAUCAGAGACGAGGGCAAUUCGCGUAAAAUCUUCUAUUUCGACAUCGAGAACAACGUCCGAACACUGGAGCGAUCCGAUGUCUUUCCGGAAGAAUAUUAAGUCUGGAUCUGAAAUAGGAAGAUGGAGUGGAAGAAGAUCGAAGAGAAGGUAGUAAUCUUACAUCGACAGGGAUGCGAUGAUGAUGACGACAAGGAAUCUGCAAUGAAGAUUCGAGUAAGCUGUUCUUUUUCCCUACUGAGUAGGAUCAACAUACAUAGAUGCCUCUUCUGAGGUAGUUCAACCGAGAAGAAAACGAUGCGCAAAGAAGAGUGCGUAAUACGGAUUUCGCUACUGUACUUUGAGUUGAACGUUUAUUACGUAUGAGACAAUCCAGGGCUGCGUCCAGCGAUGCGAAGGAUGGCAGGAAGGGUAGGGAAUAGUGUUAGUCGCCCGGAAACUAUAGAUCGGUCUGAAACUAUAAUGUAUUCUAAUGCUGACGCAUGAAGGCCACCGGAAACGAGAGCCCGGCCCUCUGUCUCACACACAAAAAUUUUCUAUUUUUUACGGAUUAUGAUUACUUCUUAUCAAUCUCAACAAGAUGUAAAAAAUAUCUCGUGAACUGUAACACCUCUUCAAUGUAAGUAGCCGCAAAGUAGGGUGAUUUAACAGGCUUUGCUGGGAGACCUCUUGUGCCGAAGCAUGCUCUGGUACAAGAGGGUUUACAGAAACUCAGAAAAAAGAUCAAGAUCUUAAACAGGCGCAAAUGAAUGACAUGGUCGACUUUUAACGUCGUUACGACCGACUUCAGUUGCAUCUUCGGUUUUAGAUUUUAAAUGUGGUUGUUUUAGAGGCUAGAGGAGUAUUACAAAAAUAGAACUUUACGAAGUUCUUUUUCCGUCCGUCGUGGUGAUGAUGAAUUUCUUAUUACGAGCAACAUCUCUUAAGAAGGAAGCUUUCCCCCCUUUGAAUAUACGCAUAAUAUCAAGGAUGAGUGCACGAAGAUACCUCGGUGUCGGAUAUGGUGUCCGUUCAGCGAGGACUGAGCAAGCGCCCCUCAUCUACUCAAUCACACCAACAUUUUUCCCCUACUACGUACUAUUAAAACGCAUCUUGGUACGAUUUUAUUCUAGCGCACCCCAUGAAUCACGACUACUCCGCAGAAGAUGAGUCGGGCUGCAGCAGCAGGGACG
Amoebophrya sp. A25 is the source of this 4451-nucleotide messenger RNA. The record is from the annotation of a GenBank genome assembly. Lineage: Eukaryota; Dinophyceae; Syndiniales; Amoebophryaceae.